GCUGUGAGAUGGUGACUGCAGAGGGAGGGAACUCCGACCCAGCAGCAAUGGGUUGUGGUCAGCAUUCCUUCCUGGCCCCGUUCCGCCGCACACUGUCCGCCCCGUCUGACGGGCGUCAUUCCUCCAUCCUGCAUGGCAGCGUCAGCUGCUGUGAUCGCGGAGCAUAGUGAAUCACAGUCUGGAAAAGAAGUAUAUUCAGCUGAGGAGAUGGCUGAAGGAGAGAGGCUUCCGGGAGAAACAGCUGAGGGCAGCACAUUUUCCAGCCAAAUCUCUGGAGUAUGACUGGAGAGGCUCUACCUCACCUGACUGCUAGUCUGUGACUACCUGGGGAUCCACUGUUGAACGAGCGAUACAGGAAGGGGACUGAUGACCACACAAUUACUGCAGCCAGGGGAGUUGAUCAUCUCCUUACCGGAGUCCUGUCUGCUCACCACCGACGUUGUCCUCUUAAGUUACCUUGGUAAAUACAUUACAGGGUGGCGUUCCCCUAUCUCCCCUCUGCUUGCCUUGUGCACUUUCCUAAUCACUGAGCGGUAUGCGGGUGAUCGGUCGCCAUGGCAACCAUAUCUAGACGUAUUGCCAAGCACCUAUGACUGCCCUGUGUACUGGGAGCCAGAAACUGUGGACUUUCUGCCUGAUCCUGUGAAAGAGAGAGCCAUAGAGCAGAGGAGAAUGGUUCAUGAGCUCUACUCCUCAGCUUUGCCCUUUUUCCAGUCCCUACAGUCCCUAUUUUCAGAGAACACAGAGAACAUUUUCUAUUACGAUGCUUUGCGGUGGGCCUGGGGCACUGUGAACACCAGGACGGUGUACAUGAAACAUGCGCAGAGGGACUGCUUCUCUGGGGAGCAGAACGUUUAUGCCCUGGCCCCAUUCUUAGACCUGCUGAACCACAGUCCAGGAGUACAGGUGGAAGCUGCAUUCAGUGAGGAGAAGCGCUGCUAUGAGAUAAGGACUAACGUCCAGUACAAGAAAUAUGACCAAGUGUUCAUCUGCUAUGGACAUCAUGACAACCAGCGCCUCCUGCUGGAGUAUGGCUUUAUGGCAGCCCGUAACCCUCAUAGAAGUGUUUAUGUGACAAGAGAUGUCAUCCUUCACAAUGUGUGCUCUGCGGAUAAACAGUUACAGAAGAAAUGGUCACUGCUGAAGGAAAAUGGGUUCUUAGAGAACUUGACGUUCGGACAGGACGGACCCUCCUGGAAACUCUUUACUGCUCUCAAGCUACUGUGCCUUGGAGACGAUGAAUUUAAAUCCUGGAAAAAGGUUCUUCUGGGAAGUUUUGUUUCCGAGUCCAAUGAACGGAACAGCUUGGACCUGGUGAGAAAGAUCUGUCUCCAGUUACUAGAACAGACCUCCCAUGUUCUACAGGCGAUUUGCACCUUGAAACCUGAGAAGACAAGUGACCCCCACAUUGCCUUAGUGGAAGCUUUAAGGUUGGAAGAAAGGAAUCUACUGCAAGGUUCAGCCAGCGUUCUCCAGUACGGACACAAUGUAACGCUCUGAUCGCGUGCACGUCCGUCUGUCCAUUGGCCAGGCAUUGAGUGGCCUGAGCCCACACUAUUCAGCUUGUCUUCUAUCCGUUUACUAGGAACCUGUAACAUCAGUGAGACAUGAGGUGCCAUUGGUGCCUCACUGAUUACUAGGCCGCCUUAUCAGCUCUGGAAAUUGCUACCUGACGGUAAUGGGGACAAUAUAACGCUAUCCAGAAAUUUUUUUUAACUUUAACAUAGUUGUUCUUUUUCUUUGUUCUGUUAUUAAACACAGAAUCAUAUCUGGCGACUAGAGGGGCUUAUUCUGCGUCGAACGCAUGUGUGGCCGCUUUUACGUACAGCUGCCGCAUCUACUUACUUUUAUAUGCAAAUGCGAGAUUCCGCCGCUGUGUGCGGAAAAUCCGUGCGACUGACAGUGGAAGCCUGUCCCGCCAACUGGGUUUCCAUCGGCAGACGUGACCGCCAUCACUAGUGUCUAAGACUACUGCACAAUUUAUUGAUUGUAAGUCAAUGUCAUCACCACAUAUUAUAUCAUUUUCAUAUAAUAUAGAUAUAGGGUCUAAUUCAGGUUGGAUCGCAAAAUUUGCGAUUCACAAUCGGGCCAAUUAUCGAAGGACUGCGAAUGCACAGCGUUUGCAUUGCGUACUGCUGUUUGAGUGACAGGAAGCUAGCGUUUCUGGCUGGAAAUCCGCCGUUUACUGGGUGUGUCUGAAAAAAUGCAGGCGUGCCCAGGCAUUUUUAAGGAGGGCCUCUGACGUUAGCGAUGACCACUUCCAGCCUCUUGUUUAGCAAAAAUUGAGGAUGACCUUGCCUGGCGCAGAUAGGAAACAUCUUCGAUGUUCCGGUAAUUGCGUAUGAUUUUGCGAUCAGCCCGCAUAUUGCGAUGCAUUCACAAUUUUUACGAUGGGCAUUUUUUCUCUAUUUGAUCGCAGAAACUGCUUUUUAGCAGAAACUGCAAUCCUUACUGAAUUAGGCCUAUAAUGUAGAUAAUUUAUAACCCACACACCUGUUAAAUGUAUUCAUACCAAUAAAAGAACUACCAUCAA
Messenger RNA from Pseudophryne corroboree (corroboree frog), 2533 nucleotides. RefSeq names its product SET domain containing 4 (gene SETD4). Gene Ontology annotation, biological process: peptidyl-lysine trimethylation; peptidyl-lysine monomethylation. The record is from RefSeq and is a predicted model, not a curated record. The transcript has 11 exons. Gene Ontology annotation, molecular function: protein binding; protein-lysine N-methyltransferase activity. Lineage: Eukaryota; Metazoa; Chordata; Amphibia; Anura; Myobatrachidae. Bases 367 to 1500 code for a protein of 377 amino acids.